Molecule: messenger RNA, 1715 nt
Organism: Cajanus cajan (pigeon pea)
Lineage: Eukaryota; Viridiplantae; Streptophyta; Magnoliopsida; Fabales; Fabaceae
Product: serine/threonine-protein phosphatase PP2A-2 catalytic subunit
Molecular function (GO): protein serine/threonine phosphatase activity
Source: RefSeq, a predicted model, not a curated record
GACUGAGAAACACAAAGCCGAAGAGACGAAGAGAAAGAAAAAAAAAGGGCAAGUCGGGAGAAUGAAUGAAUGAAUGAUUGAGAGACCAAAUCCAACCACGCCAGCCCCAAAACGCUGCGUUUCGCUCUCCUCGCCCGCUCCCAAACCCUAACCCUGCCCCGGCCAUCCCUUCGGUCGCCGUCGACGACGUCCGUCGCGCUAAACGCCGCAACCCGAAGAAAUCGAGCGAUUUGAGCGUGUGGGCGAGAGCGAGUGGAUCUGAAGGAAGAGGAAGAAGGGCGAUCUCGUCGGAGGAAGCGAAACGAUGCCGUCUCACGCGGAUCUGGAGCGUCAGAUCGAGCAGUUGAUGGAGUGCAAGGCUCUGGCGGAGUCGGAGGUGAAGGCGCUGUGCGAUCAAGCUAGGGCUAUUCUGGUGGAAGAGUGGAACGUGCAACCGGUGAAGUGCCCCGUCACCGUCUGCGGCGAUAUUCACGGCCAGUUCUACGAUCUCAUCGAGUUGUUUCGGAUUGGAGGCAGCGCCCCUGACACCAACUACCUCUUCAUGGGUGAUUAUGUAGAUCGUGGAUACUAUUCAGUGGAGACUGUUUCACUUCUGGUGGCAUUGAAAGUCCGUUAUCGAGAUAGAAUCACGAUUCUCAGGGGAAAUCAUGAAAGCCGUCAAAUUACUCAAGUGUAUGGCUUCUAUGAUGAAUGCUUGAGAAAAUAUGGAAAUGCCAAUGUCUGGAAAUAUUUUACGGAUUUGUUUGAUUAUUUACCUCUGACUGCCCUCAUUGAGAGUCAGAUUUUCUGCUUGCAUGGAGGUCUCUCACCUUCUUUGGAUACACUGGAUAAUAUCAGAGCAUUAGAUCGUAUACAAGAGGUUCCACAUGAAGGGCCAAUGUGUGAUCUCUUGUGGUCUGACCCUGAUGAUCGCUGUGGAUGGGGAAUAUCUCCACGUGGUGCUGGAUACACAUUUGGACAAGACAUAGCUGCACAGUUCAAUCAUACCAAUGGUCUCUCCCUGAUAUCCAGAGCUCAUCAGCUUGUUAUGGAAGGAUACAAUUGGUGCCAGGAAAAGAAUGUGGUGACCGUAUUUAGUGCUCCAAAUUAUUGUUACCGAUGUGGGAAUAUGGCUGCCAUACUAGAAAUAGGAGAGAAUAUGGAUCAGAAUUUUCUUCAGUUUGAUCCAGCUCCAAGGCAAAUUGAGCCUGACACCACACGCAAGACUCCAGAUUAUUUUUUGUAACUUCGUUUAUCUGCUUGUUUGUAGUUACUGCUUUCUGCCAUUACUGUAGAUGUGUCUUUCAGGAAAGAGGAUUUUACUGUUUAAUGGAGGGUGGUCAUCAACAUAAUUCUUUCUUUCGGAGUUUACCUGCAGCCGCUACCGCCGCCUUAUUUGUACAAGAAACCAAUAGAACUGAUACAAACCACCAAUUGGGGUUGUAUAUUUUUGGGAGGAGGAAACGGCAAUAACAUGGUAUAUCUUGUUCUGUAAUCCUUUUUUUCCUCUUUAAAUUAAAUCUCAAGGUAGAGAGAAGAUUUUUGAGUCCUGACAAUGAUGUCAUUUGAGACUUUUGAUGGUGCCAAAUCAAAGUUCAGGUGUUCAUUUUUCGUGAUUAAAUUAUAUCAUGGUAGAGGGUUGAGUUGGGACGGUACAUUUGAGACCUACAGAAUAGGAGCCUUAAAGUGUUUUUCUUUUUUAUUUUAUUUAACCAAUACCCUUUGGUUUUGCUGUU